AUGAGUAUACUAGCAAGGGUGGCGCGUUGCGAGUGCGACGCGGCUUUUGGCGGGAAGUUCGAUUUCAAAUGUAACCAUAGAAAAAGAUGGGUUAAGACAAGUUUUUAUCCAUUCAACUGAAUCUUCAUAAACCUAUGAAAAAUUAAAAUUUAUUGAAAAACUGUUUAAAAAGUAGCUCGUUUUUGAGCUCCCCGCCAAAAAGCCGCGUCGCACACGCAACGCUUUACGCUUGCCAAUCAACCCAUCUCGCUUUUCAAGCCGCGGAGGAUUGACUAUAAACAGCUCUAUGAAAACUACAUUUAUUUCAUUUAGAUAUUCUGACUGGUCAAAAAUUCCAUCACUGAAUACGAUUAUGAAAAAAAAAAGUUGAAGUUGUAUAGUCAAUGUUUCCCGACUUGAAAGGCGAGGGAGGCGGGGCAAGGGGCGGGACGCGUAGCGUGUGCGUUCGCGGUUCUUGGCACGAGUUCAAUUCAAUUGCCGCCGACUGUUUAAAAAGCUCGGCAACCGCUCUUUUUCAAUGUUUUCUACUAUUUUUUGAUGCAAACAUGGAUAUAAUCAAUAAAUAAUUGAAAAAGAUAUUAAAAGAGCAGAAAACGGGCUUUUCAAAGAGUCGAUGGCGGUUGAAUUGGAAACGUGCCAAGGACCGCGAACGCACACGCUACGCGUCCCGCCCCUUGCCCCGCCUCCCUCGCCUUUCAAGUCGGGAAACAUUGACUAUAUUAAUUAUUAAAUACUGUGUCAAGCCGGUGGUAAAUCAACUAAUUUUGUUUUUUUCAAAAACCUUGUCCAUUUCAUUCAUAAAAUAUUUUUUUUGAAUAAUUAUUGAUACACGGCAUUCCUAAUGGGGUGAGGGAAGGUGAGCGAGGCGUCAAGGUUUCUGAAUUUACAAAAAAAAAGUAAGUGCGCGCUCCGGAUAAAAUGACGUCAUUCUACAUCGCGAAUUGCACGGAGUAUUCAACGUUAAUAACUUGUUUGUUCGAUCGCCUUUGGCUUGAGAUUUCAAUUUUCAGGCCAAAUUUUUUUUCUCCGUUUGGGAGCGCCUUGGAUAAGCUAACACUGCAAAAAGAUGGAUCGCGUCGAGACCUCCACAAAAUUUUCCUAUGCACCUUCAGCCAUUCCAAACGUUUCCCAUUCCCAAGAGAGUUAGAAAUAAUUUCCAUCAGUUCGAAAACUGUUUCCCAGAGGGCAAUCUGCCCUUUUGCAAGGUUCUCAAGAGUCAAUAGGCAGGGAAUCCGUAUAAAAGGACAGCCUUUGGUGGUGGAGAAUCAUCAGCCGCCGAAGACAUGAAGUUGUUCGCCGCCGUCUUCGCCAUCGUCGUCGCUUUCGCCGCGGCGCUCAACGAGACCGACCUCUACACGACUCCCGGUCAGAAGCCCCCCGAGCAGACCCUCUACCCCAAACAGGGAUAA
Molecule: messenger RNA, 1409 nt
Organism: Caenorhabditis auriculariae
Lineage: Eukaryota; Metazoa; Nematoda; Chromadorea; Rhabditida; Rhabditidae
Source: the annotation of a GenBank genome assembly